AUGUCUUAUGACUAUAGUGAGAAUGAUGUAGUAAACAGAUUUUCGUCCAUGGGUAUCCAUUCUCAGGAGUCAGGUGGUGGUUCAAAACUCUAUGUACCUCCUCAUUUGCGAAAUCAGGGAGCAUCGAACGGCAUUGUAGAUUCUGCAAAUGGCUACAGCCAAUUUACUCGUCCUCCUCGGGGUGCAAGUGGUGAUACCUUUCGCGGACGAACUGGUCGCGGUUCUUAUAGUAACAGAGGGUCAAAAACCGGAAAUGAUUGGCAACAACCAGACUCACGCUGGCAGAGCUUCAACGGAAAUUAUCAGCCACGGGGUGGUAUUCCAAACUUCGGCUCAAAUGUUCCUAGACGUAAUUGGAACUCACCAAGUGAGGAUUGGUCUCAACAGUUGCCACGAAAUGAACGAACGGAACAGGAGUUGUUUAAGAAUGUGAGCGCAGGCAUAAAUUUUAACCAAUAUGACAACAUUCCUGUGACUGCAACAGGUCCAAAUUAUGACGAUACUGCCUCGACUAUAUCUUCGUUUACCGAGCUUUCCCUGCAUCAAAUAAUUCGAGACAACGUUGACAUGGCCCAUUAUGAACGUCCCACACCAGUGCAAAAGCAUGCCAUACCAAUCAUUGCAUCAGGUCGAGAUUUAAUGGCGUGCGCACAAACUGGUUCGGGAAAGACUGCGGCGUUCCUUAUUCCAAUUUUAAAUAAUAUGAUAAAGCAGGGUCCUGGUGAUUCUAUUUGUGCCACUAUUGAUAGCAACCGGAGAAAACAGUUUCCUGUAGCGCUUAUUCUAGCGCCAACACGCGAGUUGGCUUCACAAAUUUUUGAUGAUGCUCGAAAGUUCGCGUACAGAUCCUCAAUCAGACCGUGUGUUCUGUACGGUGGUGCUGAUAUGAGAACGCAGUUGAUGGAACUAUCAAAAGGUUGCAAUUUGUUGGUUGCUACUCCUGGUCGACUAAGUGAUGUUUUAGAGCGAGGCCGGAUCGGCCUAGACUACUGCCGAUUCCUUGUUUUAGAUGAGGCUGAUCGUAUGCUGGAUAUGGGAUUUGAGCCACAGAUUCGUCGCAUUGUUGAACAAGAUGCACUUCCGCCUGCUGGUGAGCGGCAGACACUCAUGUUUUCGGCAACUUUCCCCAAUGAAAUCCAGGCUUUGGCUAAAGAUUUCUUGAACAGCUACAUUUUCCUGACUGUUGGACGUGUUGGAAGUACCAGCGAAAAUAUAACUCAGACAAUACUUUGGGUUGAGGAAAAUGCCAAACGAGACGCUCUAAUUGACCUGCUUGCCAACUCAGAUACAGGCACAUUGACAUUGGUCUUCGUCGAGACUAAACGGGGUGCGGAUGCUCUCGAAAACUAUUUGUACUCCCAGAAGUUUCAGGUUGCUAGUAUACACGGCGAUCGGACCCAAGAAGACAGAGAAUUAGCGCUGUCCUGCUUUCGUACGGGCCGGACACCGGUACUUGUUGCGACGGCGGUUGCAGCACGUGGUUUGGAUAUCCCAAAUGUGAAGCACGUCAUCAAUUAUGACUUGCCAUCAGAUAUUGAAGAGUAUGUGCAUCGUAUUGGUCGAACUGGUCGUGUUGGUAAUCUUGGACUUGCCACUUCGUUCUUCAACGAUAAAAAUCGUAAUUUGGCUCGUGGCUUGGUUGAGUUGCUUGAAGAAGCUAAUCAGGCUGUCCCACCAUGGCUGAAAGCGUUCACUAAUGAUGGUAGACCGGCAAACCUCCAACGCCCUAGGAACAAUCGCCGGGGCGGUUUCGGAGCUCGUGACUAUCGACAAUCUAAUUCACGUGGUGGAAAUGGUUCUAUUCGCCCCUCUGGACCUACAUCUAGAGACUAUGGAUUACUCCGAGAUGGUGGCUAUUACGACUCUCAACCUAACCCCAUGGCACAAGGUUCUACGGACUGGUGGGGCAACUAA
Molecule: messenger RNA, 1914 nt
Organism: Heterobilharzia americana
Lineage: Eukaryota; Metazoa; Platyhelminthes; Trematoda; Strigeidida; Schistosomatidae
Source: the annotation of a GenBank genome assembly